Molecule: messenger RNA, 1962 nt
Organism: Rotaria socialis
Lineage: Eukaryota; Metazoa; Rotifera; Eurotatoria; Philodinida; Philodinidae
Source: the annotation of a GenBank genome assembly
AUGAAUAUUUGUGUUCUCGAUCGAGUUCAUCCAACGACAUCGAUAAAUCCGGGUCAUUAUUAUCCUAAUCGAUUGCCACUGCAGCCAUGUCCAUUUCAAAAAUUACCACCCGGCUCGAUUCGUCCGGACGGUUGGCUAAAAAUUCAAUUAAAUACACAAUUGACUGGCCUCAACGGGCGAUUAACUGAUAUAUCGGAUUAUUUAAUCUAUGAUCAAUGUGGUUGGAUAGAUUCAAAAAAGUUAGGUUGGGAAGAAAUGCCCUAUUGGUUGCGUGGUUUUGCUGAUCUUGCUUUUGUAACAGGUGAUAGUGAUGCUUUGAAAUUAGUACAACACUGGAUCGAUGGUAUUCUAAAUAGUCAACAACCGGAUGGUUGGUUUGGUCCAGAUAUUCUCCGACACUCACUUGAAGGUAAACCUGAUUUGUGGCCGGCUAUGAUAUUGAUAAAUGUAUUACGAUCGUACUACGAAUAUUCAAAUGAUAAUCGCGUUAUUGAAUUUCUUCUUAAAUAUUUUCAACUUGUUAACAAUCAAUCAAAUGAUGUAUUUAAACAUGGUUGGGCUUAUACUCGAUGGUCAGAUAAUAUUGAUUCGAUUAUUUGGCUAUUUAAUCGGACAAAUAAUACUGAUUGGCUACUCGAUCUUAUUCAUAGGAUUCAUUCAAAUGCAGCUAAUUGGGUGGACAGUCUUCCAACAAGACAUAAUGUUAAUAUUGCACAAGGAUUUCGUGAACCAGCUCUUUAUUCAGUUGUUGUUAAUCCUAGUGAUCCAAGUUUUAUUCGAGCAACUUAUAACAACUAUGAACAGGUCAUGAAUGAAUUCGGACAAUUUCCAGGUGGAGGCUUUGCUGGUGAUGAAAAUUGUCGUCAAGGUUUUUCGGAUCCACGACAAGGUUUUGAAACAUGUGGUAUUGUUGAAUUUAUGCAUAGCUUUUCUAUACUUACUCGAUUGACCGGAGACGGAAAAUGGGCUGAUCAAUGUGAAAUAUUAGCGUUUAAUUCUCUACCAGCUGCACUUGAUCCAUUUUUAGCUCGUUCUACUCAUUAUAUAACUUGUCCGAAUUCCAUUCAAUUGGACAAUAAACUAAAAACAAAAGGACAAUUUCAAAAUCUUUUUCCAAUGUUAGCAUUUAUGCCUGGUGUCUAUCAGUAUCGCUGUUGUGCACAUAAUUACGGAUUUGGUUGGCCUUACUAUUCGGAAGAAAUAUGGUUAGCUACAUGGGAUAAUGGUUUAUGUGCAUCCAUGUAUUCUGCAUCUGAAGUAACGGCUACUGUCGGUUCAGAUAGUGGAACUCAGGUAACUAUUAUUGAAGAAACUGAAUAUCCAUUUGAUGAUACAAUUAAUUUUCGUUUUCAAAUAUCAAUACCGACACAAUUUAAUCUUUAUUUACGUAUUCCUCAAUGGUGUCAACAAUCGAUUGAACUAUCCAUUAAUGGGGAAAUGAUUUUCAAUGAACAAAUACAAGCCGAGAAUUCUUUUCUAGUUUUAGACCGAAUUUGGACUAACGAUGAUGUUUUAACAUUUAAAAUACCUAUGGCAGUUGAAAUGAAAACGUGGUUCAAGAAUCAUAAUUCAGUUUCACUUUCCUAUGGACCUCUUUCAUUUUCAUUAGAUAUUAACGAAGAAUGGAAUCGUAUUGGAGGUCAAUAUGAUUGGCCAGAAUAUGAAGUAUUACCUAAAUCGUAUUGGAAUUACGGUUUAAUUUUGACAAAUGAUCAUGACUUAAUUAUUGAGCGUCAAAAGAAAAAAAAUGACCGUCUUAAUCCAUUCAUCCGUACGAAUGUACCUCUGCAGCUUGAAGUUCGUGCUCGACGUAUUCCUAGUUGGAUAGCAGAUGAUCAAAAUGUAGUCGGACUUCUACCACAGUCUCCAGUUGCAAGUUCUGAACCUGACGAAUUGAUUAAACUAAUACCGAUGGGUGCAGCUCGUCUUCGUAUUACAGCUUUUCCUACAAUAGCUCCAUAA